UUGCGCGCACGACUCCCCUCCCCUGUCCCCCCUCCAGAAGAAAAGGAAAAAGGGUGUGGCCGCUGGCCAGCUCCCUGCCCACUGCCCAGCCAACCGCGUCGCCUCCGCCACCGCCGCCUCUCUUCCUCCGCCUCGCCGUCGCUGCUUCGGUUGCCCUCUGCGGUCGCGAGGGCGGGAGGCUCCGCCGGGGGCCUCUGCCUCCUCUCAAAGGCCACCUACUCAUAAUGGAAUUUGCAUGCACUCUUUAACGAUCGCUAAUUGAGGAGCACUGACUGCAGGAACCUGCUUUUAGGAGCCUAAAAUUUUCGAAUUCAAAAGGAAGAACAUUCACCUGACACCAGCACCUUCUCAACUUCUGGAAGACAUUAAUGUCCAAAUCUUUGGAAAAGAGUUCAUCUGGUGGCACCACACCUACAAGUUCGGCUUCACCUCCAGAGUCAAAAAAGCAUGAGAAGACUCUGCCAAAUUAUCUCAGAGCUUCUAGAGGCUCAUGCCAUGAUUUUUGCAAGUACGGACACAAAAAUCCUUCUGAAGAGGAGACAAGUUUAUCAGGAGGAAGAAGAAAGAAACUUCCUGCUCAUCUGAAAAAUUUGACGUUGCAUAGAUCAGCUAUCUUGGAUAGGUCCAAGGAUGUCAGGAAUAUGAGUCUUUCACUAGCCAAGUCAAGUAUAUCUCUGGGUGAAGCUGUGCGGGUUGCACCCAGAAUAGCAUCAGCAAAUCGAAAAGGUGUUACAUCCAAUGAACAUAUGGUUCCGCUGACAGCUACAGCAACCGAACAUAAAACUUUGAACUCUGAUGGCAGAAAGAAGUAUUCAAAUGCUGCACAGAAGGUCCCAGCAAAUCAAAGGUAUUCAAAUGGAGUUCCACAACUUGAUAAAAGGGACACAGUGCCAGCCAAAAGGGCCAUAUUUCCUGCCAAGUCAAAGUUUCCAGAGAAGACCUCGCUGGAGAAAUCUAUUACUGUGGACAAAGUCACAGCAGUUAAUCAAUCAUGGCAUAAGAGGCCGGCUUCAUCUCCCAGUAAACUCAACAUGAUUAAACAAGUUCCUGUUCCAUCUCUCACAAAAGAUAAAAAUACUCCAAAGUUAAAGGUUACAUCUCCAGCAGCAACUAUCACUAGAGUGCAUGCAAAACCCGGAAAAAUUGCUACAAGAUCAAGUGAUGCAAAUAGAAAAGUGAAGGAAGGCUUAGAUAUGUCUGGGUCAUCCUUAUCUGCGGAGCCCAAGAUAAUUGCUUCUGUUGAAAAACAAAAGGAUGAUAUGCAAAUUAGGGGCUAUUCUAUUGAGUCAGCACUAGCAGAACUAUCUCCAGAUGCCACAGAAUACGUAGGCAAUUCUCUACCAGCACCAGAAGAAACAAGUAAAUCCAUUUCGGAGGAUGAUGGGGUGGGAAGCACUGAAAAAAGUGAAUUGGUAGCAGGUGAAGCCCUCCUGGAAAGUGCCGUUGCUCUUGAGCUGCAGCAAUCAUUAGCUGGCCAGGAAUUCAAUGCUAUGCUAGGUGAAUCUAAUCUAGAACGCAAACUAGCAGAACAGAAUAUCGUUCAUGGUCAAGCUUCAAAGGGUGAAGACAACCAAACUGAUGAUCCAGCUGUUUGCCGAUUAUCAGAACAUGUAACAGUUGUCGAAAAUGCAGAUGUGUAUGGCUUGGUAUUAAUUGAAAGUAAUUCAAAAAUUGAGGAUGAUCAAGCUGAAGUUAAUGCAUCUGUGGAGUCUCUAAUCUCUGAAUGUAAGGAACAAAUGGCAGUUUGUGAAGGUUUCGGAACAUCCCCAGAACUACUGGCAGUUGAUGAAAAACAUGCCGAGGAGCCUGAGUCUUGUCUCGAUUUUGCUUCUGGAAAUGCAGUAGAGAAUGCCAAGGCUGAUGAAGUUUUUGAUGCUAGUAUGGAUAACAGUACUUCUCACUGCCAAUCAAUUUCUGAAACUUCAUCAGAUGGUGGACUUCUGGAGGAACCUAAGUCCAUGCUAAUUGAACGAAGUGAUUCUGCUGUUGAUGAGGUAGCAAGCGUCAGUAACGGAAGUACCUUUGAACAGGACGGAAUGAAAUCAAAGGUUUUUAUUCCACAGUCACCAGAAGAACUAUCAAAUGAUGAAUUUUAUGAAGAAUAUGAUUUUGAAUCAAGUGAAUCAGAUGAAACUGGUACAGAAGAUGAAGAGGCAACAAUCAACAGAGAUAUGGGUGAAUCAAAGUCUGGUGACUCAAGACCUAGAAGAAUCUCUACGGUCGAACUGGAUGAUACUAGUAUCACACCUUAUAAAAUGAAGUUUAAGAGGGGCAAAAUUGUAGAACUCACACCAGAUAGCAGUGGCCCAAGAAGAUUGAAAUUUAGAAGAAAGUCUGCAAAUGAAGGUUCAGAUCGUGAAAGCCAACCAACAAGAAGGAUUUACAAGAGGAAUAGCACAAGUAAUGCUGUUCCUACUAACCCAGAUAUGGAAUCUCCCGGUGUGAAACUGCGACACCAAGAUGCACAAGAGAAGAAAGAUGCACAAGGAUUGUUCAAUAAUGUAAUCGAAGAAACAGCAAGCAAGCUAGUGGAAUCAAGAAAAAGCAAGGUAAAGGCUUUAGUUGGUGCUUUUGAAACAGUGAUUUCUCUCCAAGAUGGCAAACCCACAUCAUCAACACAACAAGCUGGUAGUUCCCAAGAUUUAUUUCCUGAUGAUGAGGUGAAUGCACCUGAGGAAGCUGAAUAGAAUGUGCAUGUCUUUCAAAGUUUGCCAUGUUUGUAUUCGGCUUUUGGGUUCCUUUUCUUUUAUGUGCUCUAGAAUUGAGCCUGAUGGAGAGGAUUUUGUACAGCAGAUUUGUCCUGUAGAACAAAAGCUGCUAAAAAGGUUUUAGUCGAUUCGGUUCCAUGGAAUGAGUGCUUUGAAGUUUACAUAAUUGUAAAUCAAUUGAGACACUGUAAUACCCCUUUUGUUUGGCUUGGAUUUCCCUAAAUGCUUUAUUAGAAGAGUUGAUAUUAUUUGCCA
Messenger RNA from Setaria italica (foxtail millet), 2963 nucleotides. RefSeq lists its product as uncharacterized. The coding region runs from base 369 to 2687 and encodes 772 amino acids. The record is from RefSeq and is a predicted model, not a curated record. The transcript is spliced from 3 exons. Lineage: Eukaryota; Viridiplantae; Streptophyta; Magnoliopsida; Poales; Poaceae. Gene Ontology annotation, molecular function: calmodulin binding.